This is a messenger RNA of Chondrus crispus (carragheen), 378 nucleotides long. RefSeq lists its product as hypothetical. NCBI's taxonomy places the organism in Eukaryota, Rhodophyta, Florideophyceae, Gigartinales, Gigartinaceae. The record is from RefSeq and is a predicted model, not a curated record. The coding region runs from base 1 to 378 and encodes 125 amino acids. The transcript has a single exon.
AUGUCCCUCCUCCGCUUCCUCUUCCUGGCCGGCCCUCUGGCCCUCCCGUGGGUCCGAGCCACGCGUGCCAACGCUUCCCUGCGCCGCAAAGGCCCCUUUCUGCUUCUCUCCGGCCCGCUCCGCGCCGCCAAAGUCGGCCCGCGCCACAUGCGAGUCGAGCUGCGCUCCAGGGAAACCGGCCUCGUCGCCGUCCAGCAAGUCCGCCUGCGCGAGCCGCUGUUGCGUCGUGUCACUCACGCCCACGCGCUGUGCAUCCGCAAGGGCGAUACCGUCUCCGCGCUAGAGAUCGUUGCUGAGGGUAAAUUGCUCGUCGGACUGGACUCUGUUAGGGAGAAGGUGUUGCAGAGGUUGUGUGCAGCUGCGGCUGCGCAAGAGUGA